GCCCGAAGUUACAAAACUCUCGAAUCGCGCGUUCGCAGCGGCGCAGCAAACGUGCGCGAGGUACAACCGUCAAGCACACGUAACUUUCCCGAUUUCGUGCCCAGUGCUCUGCCCAUUCGUCGCUCAUCCGCACCGAAGUCGGCGGCCAUUUUAUCCGGUUAACUCAAUUGUUGCAAAUAAUAUAUCAAAAUGCUGCCAUCAUUCAUUACGAGGGCUAUCUGCCAGCCGUCGCAGGCACAAGAUAAGCCAGCGAUCAAAGCGCUGAGCACUCCGUUGGUCACCGGCAGGACCAUCGCCGCCGCCGCGAUCAAUCCCGGUGAGAGCUGUGAGUUCGCAUCGACGAAAUAUUUCCUCCUUUGCGGUCUCGGCGGUAUUCUUUCUUGCGGUAUCACACACACAAUGGUCGUGCCAUUGGAUCUCGUCAAGUGCCGAUUGCAGGUCGACGGCGCUAAGUACAAGAACCUCACCAAUGGCUUCAAGGUCUCAAUGGCUGAGGAGGGUGUGCGUGGCUUGGCAAAGGGCUGGGCACCAACCUUCAUCGGCUACUCCAUGCAAGGCAUGUGCAAAUUCGGCCUGUACGAGGUCUUCAAAGUGUUCUACACUAACUUGAUGGGCGAUGAGAACGCUUACCUGUACCGCACAUGGUUGUACCUUGGUGCGUCAGCGUCCGCUGAAUUCUUCGCUGAUAUUGCCCUCUCGCCCAUGGAGGCCUGCAAGGUAAAGAUCCAGACGACGCCUGGUUUCGCCAACACGCUGCGUGAGUGCUGGCCCAAAAUCAUGGCCGAAGAAGGAAUGAAUGGUCUCUACAAGAGUUUGGUGCCAUUGUGGGGCAGGCAGAUCCCUUACACAAUGAUGAAGUUUGCCUGCUUCGAGCGUACCGUUGAGUUGUUGUACGCGUACGUCGUGCCGAAACCAAGGGCGAGCUGCACUAAAGGCGAACAGUUGAUUGUCACCUUCGCGGCCGGUUACAUUGCUGGCGUGUUCUGCGCGAUCGUGUCGCAUCCCGCUGACACCAUGGUGUCGAAGUUGAACCAGAAGAAGGGCGCGUCUAUGGGCGACAUCUUCAAGGAGAUUGGCUUCAUGGGAUUGUGGAAGGGUCUCAUUCCCAGGAUUGUUAUGAUCGGUACACUCACCGCCGCACAGUGGUUCAUCUACGAUGCGUUCAAGGUGGCGACCGCAAUGCCGCGUCCACCACCACCAGAGAUGCCAGAGUCUUUGAAGAAGAAGUUGGCCGCUGCUGGCAAGGAUCACUAGAUCCACUUCAAUUGCAAAAUAGAGAUUUAAACAGAAAAAAAAACAACAUAAAAAGCGUAAAAACACGAUUAAAUUAUUAAAUAAUUUUAAACCGUAUGCCGUCAGAAAGUGAGUCUUCUUACCUUCCAAGCGAUAACAACAGCAGCAGCACACGGACACAUGGUAUACAAUGGUGUAAUGGUAUUAUUCCCCAUCGAUCGAAACCACCUCCUUCACCCCCCUACUCACGCGAACCGUUGUUUCAAAUCGCCGGAACAAUUGUAUUAGUUACCAUCGUUUAAUUAUUAAAUUAACAAAAUAUUAAAUAUAAUUAUUUUAGAGUA
Dalotia coriaria is the source of this 1577-nucleotide messenger RNA. RefSeq names its product phosphate carrier protein, mitochondrial-like. Gene Ontology annotation, molecular function: phosphate transmembrane transporter activity. Bases 190 to 1254 code for a protein of 354 amino acids. The transcript has 3 exons. Lineage: Eukaryota; Metazoa; Arthropoda; Insecta; Coleoptera; Staphylinidae. Gene Ontology annotation, biological process: mitochondrial phosphate ion transmembrane transport. The record is from RefSeq and is a predicted model, not a curated record. Gene Ontology annotation, cellular component: mitochondrial inner membrane.